AUGACUUCGCUCCUCGACGACUUCAACGAGAGCUUGAAUGAACUCAAGUUCAACUCUCGUCCGAUAAUCGAGAACCUUACGACGAUUGCUGCCGAGAAUUCGAGUGAAGCCGAUGGCAUAUUACGGUUGAUCACUGAGCGCAUCCAUCGGGCGCUUCCGGAGCAGAAGCUCCAUUUCAUGUACUUGCUUGAUUCGAUUUGCAAGAACGUGGGAGCUCCAUAUAACAUUCUUGUUGGCGACGAAAUAUACGAGUUGUUUGCCAGAGUAUUUCAAUUAGGUGACGAGAAAACUCGUUCGCUGUUAGUGACGCUCUACGGCACUUGGAGAGUGACGGCUUCUAAGCUGACGCCGCUUUUUCCUCAAGCGCAAAUGCAGCAGAUAGCAAAGUUCUUGAAAAAGGCUAAUUAUCUUGUGGAUGAAGAGCAAGAGCUGUUGAUUGAUCAGACGAAUAAGUUGAUUAGCGACUACACUUCGCGGAGACUGGCAGGAAAUGUCCCUAAAGAAAAGCUCAAGGAAAUAUCUGAUAAUAUUAAUGUUCUUAAGCAAUUGAGAGACCUCUUAUCUAAGGAAACCCUCAAACCUCCCCAAUGUGCUGCAGUCAGGCAGAAGCUCAACGCUCUUCAACAUCGAUACGAUACCAAUGAGCCCGUCAAGGCGCGGGUGCCGGAAAAGCUGGCGCUCAAGUCGCUGACACGUCAUCCGCUGCCUCCCAACAACUUACCACAGACGCCGGGCGCUCUCAACGCGAUCAGUUUAUUCCGAAUGUUGGUGAGCACAGGAAUUAUUGAAGUGGAUCAAGCCCCCGUACCUGGCGCCGUCGCCACUUACAAAAUUCAUUACCCGAAGAUUAAGUACCAGCGGCCGCUGUCGGCGCUGAACUUGUUGGAUAAUCUCAGUCAAUAUCUGGGCCAUGGCGGUAGCGAUUAUGAUAGAAUCAAGUUCCAUCAAUUACAAGAGGUCUGUAGGGCUAUUGAUUCCCAAGAUGACGUUCAAACGUAUAUAAAGCUGAACGACCCUAAGUCCCUGACCCCCAUAGGCCUUCUCUAUGGCGACAAGCCAUCAUUGUGCACCCAAUGCGGCAAACGCUUUGCCAACGAUGAAGAAGGUCAGCGAAACAAACAACUGCAUUUGGACUGGCAUUUCCGUAUCAACACAAAACAAGCUAACCAUACCAUGAAUGUCCAGAGUCGUGAUUGGUUCAUUGAUGACUAUGAGUGGGUUAAGUUCAACGACGACGACUUGCUUGAGUACGCCGCCACCGACGAUCAUCAAGAAAAGGAGUCUGACGCCAUGGAUGUCGACGAACUUCAAGGCCCUCGCUACGUGGUGGUACCAGAAAACCUGACGUCGAUGGACAACAAGUGUGUCAUUUGCCGCGAAACCAUCAAGGCCAUCUACAAUGACGAGUUGGGUGAAUGGGUAUGGCCCGAGGCGAUACGUCCGCCCGGUGAAUCUGCCACCAGCCGAAGAAUCAUGCAUAUUACGUGCUUUACCGAGUCUCGCAAGCGCUCAUCUGAUAAUGACAACGGUGGGCCUUACAAGCGACAGCGCUAUUAG
Diutina rugosa is the source of this 1557-nucleotide messenger RNA. RefSeq lists its product as uncharacterized. Bases 1 to 1557 code for a protein of 518 amino acids. Gene Ontology annotation, biological process: termination of RNA polymerase II transcription. The record is from RefSeq and is a predicted model, not a curated record. The transcript has a single exon. Gene Ontology annotation, molecular function: mRNA binding; RNA polymerase II complex binding. Gene Ontology annotation, cellular component: cytoplasm; mRNA cleavage factor complex. NCBI's taxonomy places the organism in Eukaryota, Fungi, Ascomycota, Pichiomycetes, Serinales, Debaryomycetaceae.